CGCGGCGUACAGGGAAGUAAGUGCUUGCUCCGACUUUCGCGGUCGGGCUCUGCGCUUCCAGCCGGGCGCCGAGAGACCCGAGGUGGCGCGUCGCAGAGCCGGACGCUUAUGUGCAGAUGAAGAGGAGUCCCUAGUUCAACAGAACUGUUUAAGGAAGAGGACUGUUUUGUACCCGGAAUAUUUGUUACCUUCCAAUAACUGGAUCAGAAGAUGAACCCAACUAACCCUUUCAGUGGGCAGCAGCCUAGUGCUUUUCCACCACCUUCCAGUAGUUCCAUAGGGCCAUUUCCAACGAAGCCGCCAUUUCGAUUUGGUCAGCCUUCUCUUUUUGGACAAAACAAUACAUUAUCUGGGAAAAGCUCAGGAUUUUCACAGGUAUCCAGCUUUCCAGCAGCUUCUGGAGUAGGUCAUUCUCCUUCAGCACAAACAUUAGGAUUCUCCAACACCUCAAACGUUGGACUCUUUUCUGGACUUGAACACACUCCGACCUUUGUAGCUACCUCUGGGCCUUCAAGUUCGUGUGCGCCUGGAAACCCUGGAUUUAGCUUUAAGUCACCCAACCUGGGGGCUUUCCCAAGUACUUCUGCUUUUGGACCAGAAACUGGAGAAGUCGCAAGCUCUGGUUUUGGGAAAACAGAAUUCAGCUUUAAACCUCUGGAAAAUUCAAUGUUCAGACCAAUCCUGGGGGCUGAAUCUGAGCCAGAGAAAACCCAGAGCCAAGUUACUUCUGGGUUUUUCACAUUUUCCCACCCCAUUAGUAGUGGACCUGCAGGACUGGCCCCAUUUCCUUUUACUCAGGUGACAAGUGGUUCAGCUACCAAUUCAAAUUUUACCUUUUCGAAAUCAGUUGAUAGUAACUCCUCAUCUCCCUUUACCCCUGCUUUGUCAAACCAAAAUGCGGAGGAAGAGAAGCGAGGCUCCAAGUCACUGUUUGGAAGUCCUAAUAGUAGCUUCACUAGCUUCCCCAUGUCUUCUUCAGGGUCUCUGGGGGAACCCUUCCCAGUUAGCAAAGCGGGUGUUCGGCAAGGCUGUGAGGAAGCGGUCUCCCCAGUGGAGCCGGGGCCCAGCCUCAUGAAAGGACUGAAAAGGAAGGAGGACCAGGACCGCUCCCCGAGGAGACAUGGCCAUGACGCUGUCGAAGACUCAGACUCUCUAUCACGGGGCGAUCAUCCCCCAGAUAAACGGCCCGUCCGCCUGAAUCGACCCCGGGGAGGCACGCUGUUUGGGCGGACAAUACAGGAUGUCUUCAAAAGCAAUAAAGAAGUCGGUCGUCUGGGCAACAAGGAAUCUAGAAAGGAAAUUGGCUGUGCUGAGUCUGGGGAAAAUGACCACAUGGCCAUCCCAGGAGGGAGUCAGUCUGUUCUGGCACCAUCCCGCCUUUCAGGUGUGAACAAAGAAGAAGAAACUGAAAGUAGAGAUAAAAAAGAAGAUUUUCUAAGAGGAACUCCUGGGCGCCAGAGUAAAAGAAGUGAGAGCACAGACAGUCUUGGGGGCUUCCCUUCCACUGAAAUCACAGCGAUCCAGUGCAAGAACAUUCCCGACUAUCUCAAUAAUAGAGCCACUCUGGAGAACCACUUCGGCAAAAUCGCCAAAGUGCAGCGCAUCUAUACGAGACGCAACAAAAAGCUUGCUGUGGUGUAUUUUUUUGAUCAUGCGUCUGCAGCCCUGGCCCGGAAGAAGGGGAAAGGUUUGCACGAGGACGUGGCUAUCUUUUGGCAUAAGAAGAAAAUAAGUCCCAACAAGAAACCCUUUUCCCUCAAGGAGAAGAAACCAGGCGAGGGUGAUGCUGGCCAGGCCCCUGAGGACACACCCUUUCAGCACUCCCCUCUUGGCAAGCCCACGGCGAGGGUUGCAGCUGGCAGCCUCGUGACUAAAAGCUCCCCCGUGAAGAAGCCCGGUCUCCUGAAGGUCCAUCCGCUGGAGGGGGACCCUUUCGACUCGGGCUCUGAGGCCUCGGAAGGCACCGGGCCGAGUGUGUCCUCACUCAGUGCCCUCAUAGGCACUGUGGCCGAGACAUCCGAGGAGAAGUUCCGCCUGCUUGACCAGAGGGACAGAGUCAUGCGGCAAGGUAUGGUGGCUGCCUCUCCACAGAGGACCAGACCUGGGCAGGUGGGCACGGCGAGGCACACGCAACCUUUCUCUGAGCAACAGCGGUUCGAGUCCCGGCCCGAGCUGAGCUGCCAACAGCUGCGUGUCCCCCUCGUGUCCCAGGUGGACCAUGCAGUGGCUGUGAAAGAGUACAGCCGCUCGUCAGCAGACCAGGAGGAGCCACUGCCACACGAGCUGCGGCCCUUGGUGGUUCUCAGCCGGACCAUGGACUACCUGGUGACCCACGUCAUGGAUCGGACGGACGGCAGCCUGCGGGACUGGUACGACUUCCUGUGGAACCGUACACGGGGCAUACGGAAGGACAUCACGCAGCAGCACCUGUGCGACCCUGUGACGGUGUCCCUGAUCGAGAAGUGCGCCCGGCUGCACAUCCACUGCGCUCACUUCAUGUGUGAGGAGCCCAUGUCCUCCUUCGACGCCAAGAUCAACAACGAGAACAUGACUAAGUGCCUACAGAGCCUGAAGGAGAUGUACCAGGACCUACGGGGCAGGGGCGUGUCCUGCGCCAGCGAGGCUGAGUUCCGUGGCUACAACGUGCUCCUGAACCUCAACAAGGGGGACAUCCUCAGCAUUGACAGUUUUCUCUCAUACACAAAGCCUUCACAGCCAACCUGUUCUGUGCUUCCUUUAUGGAGGUGUUUCCUUCACCUUCAUUCCUGGGCGUCUGCCAUUGAGCACGUGGCCAGAGUCCCCAUGCCUGGGGCCCGUAGGCCUGACUGCUUCCCCGGGGUGGGGACGGCAGGACCCCUGUCCCCCAUGGGGCUGGCCUCUGUGGUCCUGGCGCAGCUGUCCGCAGUGAUUGGCUUCUGCUUUCAGAUCCGCAAGGAUGCCCUGCGGGCACUGAACGUCGCCUACACCGUGAGCACACAGCGGGCCACCGCGUUCCCGCUGGACGGCGUGGUGCGCAUGCUGCUGUUCAGGGACUGCGAGGAGGCCACAGACUUCCUCAGCUACCAUGGCCUCGCCGUCGCUGACGGCUGUGUCGAGCUGAACCGGUCCUCGUUCCUGGAACCAGAAGGGCUCUUCAAGGCCAGGAAGUCAGGGUUUGUUACCAGGAAGCUGACGGUGUCGGUUGGGGAAAUCGUGAAUGGAGGGCCGUUGCCCCCCGUCCCUCGCCACAGCCCUGUGUGCAGCUUCAACGCGCAGAACAAGUAUGUCGGGGAGAGCCUGGCCACAGAGCUGCCCGUGGGCCCCCAGCGACCCGGCUUGGACACAGCAGGUGAGGUCCUGACUCCGACCCCGAGCGUGGUGCCCAGCCUCUUCCCGACCGCCUUGCAGCCCUCCGUGCCCCUGGAGCUUCCUGCCAAGCCUGCGCCCGUGUACUCUGAUGCGGACCUGGUGCAGGUGGUGGACGAGCUCAUCCAGGAGGUUCUUCAGAAGGACUGCGAGGAACUCUGCGCCGCGGGGGCGGCCUUCGCGGCCACGGCCCUGGGUGUCUCCAGUGCCACGAUGGAGGAGCUGCUGACAGCUGCAACCUCGGGCAUCCUGAGGCACAUUGCUGCUGAAGAAGUGACUAAGGAGAGGGAGCGGAAGGAGGAGGAGAGACGUCGGGUGGAAGAGGAGAGGUUGAAACAAGAAAGAGAACUGCUGUUAACUCAGCUGAGCCAGGGCCUGGCUGUAGAGCUGACAGAACUGGUGGUGGCGGAAGGUGUGAGGGAAACCUGCUGCCAGGAGUUCAAGAGUGCCGUGGAGACAGACCAGAGGGUCCGCAUGGCCCGUUGCUGUGAGGACGUCUGUGCCCAGCUGGUGGACUUGUUUCUCGGGGAGGAGAUUUUCCAGACGGCCAGGGAGACCCUCCAGGAGCUGCAGUGCUAUUGCAGCUACCUCCAGCGGUGGAAGGAGGCUGUCACCGCCCGGAAGAAGCUGAGGCGGCAGAUGCGGGCCUUCCCAGCUGCGCCCUGCAGUGUGGACACAAAGGAUCAGCUGAGGGCACUGGCCCCCAGCGCGGAGUGUCCCAUUGCCAAGGAGAACCUGGCCAGAGGCCUCCUGCACCUGGGCCACGCGGGGAAAGUGGGCAUCUCCUGUACCAGGUUACAGUGGCUCAGGAGCCGGACUGCACACCAGAUGAAGGCCCAGCACUUCCACCAGCGGCUGCUGAGUGAUGCAGCGUGGGCACCCCUGGACCUGCCGCACCUCGUGGCUGAGCACCUCCCUGGCGGGCAGGAGCACGUGUUCUGGAAGCUGGUGCUGCUGUUGCCCGGCGAAGGCGAUGGAGAAGAGCUGUCCCCAGGGAGUCCUGGCAGCCCUGGUGCGUCCGUCCUGAUGGUCUGGGUACCAUUCCAGGUGGUCCACGGUGCGCUCGGUGAUGGGGACCUGGACGCCGUGGAGGCCCAGAAGGAGCUCCUGGGUGCCCGUGGGCUGGUGCUGCUGCUGGCCCCCCAAGUGAGGAGUGAGGACGUGGCGGAGGAGGACACGUACUGGCCGUCGGCACUGCUGCAGCUCAAGCAGCUCCUGCAGGCCAAGCCCCUGUGGCCCGCGCUGCCGCUUGCAGUUCUUGUGCCCGGCCUGGGCGGGGUCACUGUGCAGCAGCAAGUGGAGGACGGCCUGAUGCUCCAGGACUUGGUUUCAGCCAAGCUGAUUUCAGAUUAUACUGUCGUGCAGAUUCCCGACUCCAUUAACGACUUACAAGGCACAGACAAGGUUUCGCAGGCCGUGCAGUGGCUGGUCUCCCGCUGCCCCUGUACCCCUGACCUUUGCUGCCAGACCCUCAUCCAGUAUGUGGAAGAUGGGGUUGGCCGUGAGUUUAGUGGCCGAUUUUUUCAUGACCGAAGAGAGAGGCGGCUGGGGGGCCUGGCCUCGCAGGAGCCCGCUGCCAUCAUCGAGCUGUUCAACAGCGUGCUGCACUUCCUGGCCUCUGCGGUGUCCUCCGAGCAGCUCUGCGACCUGUCCUGGCCUGUCACCGAGUUUGCUGAGGCCGGAGGCAGCCGGCUGCUUCCUCACCGGCACUGGAAUGCCCCGGAGCACCUGGCCUGGCUGAAGCAGGCAGUGCUGGGCUUUCAGCUCCCACAGAUGGACCAGCCACCCCCGGGGGCUCCCUGGCGUCCCGUGUGCUCCAUGGUCACCCAGUACGCCUCCCAGAUCCCCAGCAGCCGCCAGACGCAGCCCGUCCUCCAGUGCCAGGUGCAGCAUCUGCUCGGAAGAGCCUAUGGCAGGUGGAAGAGCAAGAGCCCUGCCCUGGGCUGCGGGGCUGGGCCCUCGGUCGCUGAAAUCCCGUGGGACGACAUCAUCGCCUUGUGUGUCCACCACAGGCUGAGGGACUGGACACCCCCCAGGCUCCCCGUCACGUCAGAGGCACUGAGUGAAGAUGGCCAGAUAUGUGUAUAUUUUUUUAAAGAACAUUUGAAAAACUAUGCUGUUCCUUUAUCGUGGGAACAAGCCAGAAUGCAGACACAGAAGCAGCUCCAGCUGAGUCAAGGCUGCUUGGGGAUGAAGCCUUCGCAUCCUUCUGCCGGCAAGUUUCCCACUCCGCCGUUGCUUCGUGGGCACCACAGAGGGAAGAGGAGUGCGGAGCGAGGCCCAGAGGGGCGGGUGCCCAGCACGGAGCAGCUGAUGUGCGGGGCCUCUGCCCAGGAGCUCCUGGCCCAGCGUCUGUCCAGCCGGCUGCUGCUGGAGCGAGAGGACAGCAAGAGGUUUGACUGUCAGCUGCAGCAGUGGUUGUCUGAAGACACGGGACUGCAUGCAGACACACCUUCCCUCCCCCUCUACCUGCCUCAGACUCUGGUGUCUGUGCCCCAGACUCUCGCUUCUGCGAGGAAGACCCUUGCAGCUCUCGGCCCGCAGAAUGAAAAGAGAAGGGACCAACUGCAGUUGUCAGAGGCAACAGGCCCAUCUCUGAGUGAACGGCUGCGGCACCUGGAAAGGCUGAUCCAGACAUCAAGGGAAGAGGAGGUGGCCUCUGAGCUCCAUCUCUCGGUGCUGCUGGACAUGGUGGACAUAUGAACUGUGGACCCGGCAGGGGACUGCUAUUCCGAUGCUUGAUGCACUGUUGGAAAUGUGACUACUGGUCACAUAGAUAACCAUUUCACUUCUACGUGUGUCUUUGAUCAUCUGUUUUCAUGGUCUCCUCAGACUGUCAUCCACCAACGUGCUCUGAGGAAGCUUGCGGCUUGCAUCUCUGUGUGUUAACAAGUUGUCAUUCAUUGUCUCGGCGAGGUUGCAGCCCCAGAUGUGCCAGAGAUCAGCACUGCAGGGAUGCCUGAGGCACAGGGGCCCUGCCCAGCAGGCCCUGCCAGCUCAUGUGAGAGCCCACUGCAUGCACAGCUCUGCACGUGGGCACAGGCAUGCACCUGGACUGAAAGCGGGGGAUGAGGGGCCAGGGUGAGGUAAGAGCACAAUUCCUGGAGAGGAGUGAGUGCAGGGAGGGGGAUGUGUGUGUGUGUGUGUGGGGGGGGCUGGGGAGAGUACCUGAGGAUGGAUGAAAGCCCACAGGUGCCAAGUGAGGGACAUGCCUGACCGGACACCCUUGACGCCUUAUUCUGAAUGCUGUGGGAAUCCACUGUCAGAGGAUAUUAGCCAGAGAAAUGACUUGGUCACAUUUUCCUUUAAAAAUGGCUAAUGGGGAAGGCCAGCAACACAAGGCAGGAAUCCUAAAGGGGGUGCUGCAGCUGUCCAGGUGAAGGGGGAGGGGACAGUCCUGAGUUUGCUAGCAGUCGGUGUGCGGAAAGCCACAUACGGGAAGAGGCGCUCAGACGGGGUGCUGAGUAUGACCACCAGUGUCAGGCAGGCUCCCAGCAUCUCCCUGGACUGUAACCCUCCGUCCCCUAGUCUGCGAGAAGACUGUUUCAUGCCUUCUCAUUCUCCAGACCUCCAGCAUCCUUAGAUGUAGGCCUUGCUUUGGAUUUCACUGAGAAAACAAGCAAAGAAAAAAACUUCCUCCCUCACCCGCCCCCAUCCCUACCAAAUCCACCAACCAAUCCCCACUUCCCAGAACAAACACUGUUCAACUCUUCUUGGGUUUUCGUCAGUGAUCAACUUUGUGCUUAUCAAUAAAGACUUUCAAACAGUGC
Hipposideros armiger (great roundleaf bat) is the source of this 7115-nucleotide messenger RNA. It is a transcript of the gene MCM3AP, whose product is annotated as minichromosome maintenance complex component 3 associated protein. Gene Ontology annotation, biological process: mRNA export from nucleus. The transcript is spliced from 28 exons. Gene Ontology annotation, cellular component: transcription export complex 2; cytoplasm; nucleus. NCBI's taxonomy places the organism in Eukaryota, Metazoa, Chordata, Mammalia, Chiroptera, Hipposideridae. The coding region runs from base 211 to 6048 and encodes 1945 amino acids. The record is from RefSeq and is a predicted model, not a curated record. Gene Ontology annotation, molecular function: nucleic acid binding.